AUGUUUUAUAGUAAGGAAACUGCCGGUCCUUCGGCGUCACCUGAAAAAUCUUUAUGCAAUAGCAAAUCAAACUGUAGAAAAAGACAACGAACAACUUUUACGCCAAUACAAGCCGAUGCACUUGAGAAAGAAUAUCUUAUCGAUCAAUACAUGCCUCGUACUAGGCGAGCCUUAAUUGCUAAAUCACUGGGUCUUAAUGAAGGUCAAGUAAAGACAUGGUUCCAAAAUCGUCGAGCAAAAGAUAAACGUAAUGAUAAGAAUUUACCACAAAAUAUUCGUAGGUAA
Dracunculus medinensis (Guinea worm) is the source of this 285-nucleotide messenger RNA. The record is from the annotation of a GenBank genome assembly. NCBI's taxonomy places the organism in Eukaryota, Metazoa, Nematoda, Chromadorea, Rhabditida, Dracunculidae.